GCGGCACAGGCGGUAGAGAGGCAGUUUAAAUGCUCUUUGCGCCAGUCUGUACUUAUAUUAAGCUUCGCAAAGGUGAACAUUGGUAAUAAUAUCAGAAAGAAAAGAUGUCAAGUGAAAGGCCACUUCAAGAGCUCCCGUGUCUAAACGAGAAUUUGGAGGGAUCGGUCUUCAGGCCUUUGAGAAGUAAAUUGAAACGCAGGCCCUCAUGCGGCGGGGGGCUUGACAGUGAAAACACUCCGCACGAGCUUAUCCAGCAGUGGUCACCCCCACACAAAAAGCCCGUGAUUUCUGUUAAAGGGAAAGAAAACGACGAAAAUGUGUUUGUUCUUGGCAGACGUCCCAGAAAAAGGAGAGAAUCAUCAGCUGGCUUGUGUUGGGACAGUCUGCCAGACGAGCUUCUGCUGGGGAUCCUGUCUCGCCUCUCAUUGCAAGAUCUUCUCAGAACGUCUCGAGUCUGCAAGCGCUGGCAUCGUCUUGCGUUUGAUGAAUCUUUGUGGCAAAGUGUGGAUUUGGUGGGAAAAGCUCAGUUAGACGGUGAGCUUGGACUGGUACUCUCAGCUGGAGUUUUGAGGCUGCGCUGUCCACACACCUGCAUCGGCCAACCCGCAUUUAAAAGUACAAAACAACUUCGUGUCCAACAUAUGGAUUUGUCAAGCUGCACAGUAGAAACCUCUGUUCUGGAACAAAUUGUGUCUCGCUGCACACAUCUAAAUAAUAUUAGCCUUGAGGGCCUAGUGCUCUCUGACAACAUUAUUUGCUGUCUAGGUCAGAAUACUGAGCUUGUCCGGCUGAACUUGUGUGGCUGUUCUGGUUUCUCUCCCGAAUCUCUGGCUGAAUUGCUGAAAUCAUGCAAUCGACUUGAAGAAGUAAAUGUAUCAUGGUGUGAUUUCAGCAGUGUGCAUGUUCAGGCCAUUUCAAGCAAUAUUCUCUCCAGUGUCACUCAACUGAACAUUAGUGGUUACAGACAGAACCUAACCAUAGAAGAUGUCAAGGCUAUAGUAGAAAGAUGUCCUAACCUCACAAAUCUAGAUUUAAGUGACAGCGUCCUUUUGACAACAGACAGUUUCCCAUUUCUGCAGCAGCUUUCCUCACUUAGACAUCUGGGACUGAGCCGUUGUUAUCAGAUUCACCCAGCUUCUCUCAUUGACGUUGAAAAGUUUCCAAAUUUGCAGACCCUGGAGGUCUUCGGGCUAAUACAGGACAGCUAUCUGCCCAUUCUGUGUAAAGGUCUUCCACACAUACAGAUCAACACACAACCUUUCUCUACUGUGGCACGUCCUACUGCAGCUACAAAGAAGGAUCGUACUCUUUGGGGAAUGCACUGCCGGCUUCAGUACAAACAUUGAUGUUUUAAUUCCAGGACAAUAACAGGGUUAAAAAAAAGUUUUUAAUGGUUCAACUGUUGCUCCCAAGAUUAAUUGUUUUAACUGUCUAAAUUGAGGACCUCCUCCUUUAUUUAACACCUUGAGUAUUGCUCGAGGCAGCAAUAGUGUUGAAGAUCCUGACAAUCUUGAAUCAAGUGGCAUUUUAGUCAUUUACAUGGCAGUGAAGGUAAUUUAAUUCUUCACAAAGUAAAAAGUGAAUAGCCAGACACAGGAUGAUAUAAUGUGAAUUAAUGUUUUUAUAUCUUAACUUGACCACACAUUAAAUUGAGAUAUUUUUCCUUUAAAUGAUUUGGUACGAAUAGAUGUUACAUUUGACAUAUGGUAAUUAUUUUGUCAACUGAUAUGUGUUGCUUGAAAAGAAAUUUAGAAUCAAGAUUUUGUAUGAAUAGUUUAUGGUUGAAUUUUAUACUGUACAGAAUUAAAAAAGCAACACAUAUGAAAUAACCAGGUUCAAAAAUGCUUUCGCAGCUAAGAAAAUAUGGUGAAUCUUUAUUCCAUUUCCUGACCAAUGAGCAUUACAAAAUAUGAAUGUUGUAAAUCUUGUCAAGAAAAAUGUUUUUAUAAAUUGUUUACAUGGUUUGAAUUGUAAAUAAAUGCAUUGCAUUUUAUUUAAA
Messenger RNA from Triplophysa dalaica, 1999 nucleotides. It is a transcript of the gene skp2, whose product is annotated as S-phase kinase-associated protein 2, E3 ubiquitin protein ligase. The transcript has 10 exons. The record is from RefSeq and is a predicted model, not a curated record. Gene Ontology annotation, cellular component: SCF ubiquitin ligase complex. Gene Ontology annotation, biological process: SCF-dependent proteasomal ubiquitin-dependent protein catabolic process. Lineage: Eukaryota; Metazoa; Chordata; Actinopteri; Cypriniformes; Nemacheilidae. Gene Ontology annotation, molecular function: protein binding. Bases 105 to 1346 code for a protein of 413 amino acids.